This is a messenger RNA of Bombus pascuorum, 3836 nucleotides long. RefSeq names its product integrin beta-PS-like. Bases 877 to 2910 code for a protein of 677 amino acids. The transcript is spliced from 14 exons. Gene Ontology annotation, biological process: cell migration; cell-matrix adhesion; cell adhesion mediated by integrin. NCBI's taxonomy places the organism in Eukaryota, Metazoa, Arthropoda, Insecta, Hymenoptera, Apidae. The record is from RefSeq and is a predicted model, not a curated record. Gene Ontology annotation, molecular function: integrin binding. Gene Ontology annotation, cellular component: cell surface; focal adhesion; integrin complex.
UAUAUCAUACUUUAGCCGUCUGUGCUUUAGCGUAAUAAAUUAAAUGUUUACGUAAUAUAAUAAUAUUCCUGUAUAUUCUCGGUAUUUAAAUUCAUCGAAUUAUAUUAUUUUAUAAUAAAAUUUCCUGCUCGAAGAUGUCCAAUAGAUCUCUAAUGCCACGAUCGCGACUGAAAAUAAAGGCCUUUGUUUAACGCUUACCUUACCGUUGAUUAAGACAUAAACUUUGUCAGCAAAAAUAGUUACCUAAUGACGCAUGGUCACUUUAUCUCGGAGUCAUUUCCGUGGGAUGCCACAAUAUCCUUGUAACUUACCAGUGUAGCCACACCUUGCUCGUUUAAAAUUAAAUCGACAUUAAGAGAGAAGCUAUGACUCGCUGGACGAUAUUUCUUUUCUGGGUUCAAUUCUUCUCGUUGGUGUUUUGUGAAUACAAAGAUCCGGAAAGUCUUUGCGCGUCUCAACAAACUUGCAAAAACUGUAUACAGACUCCACGAUGUGUUUGGUGCUCUACUCCGGUUUCCAAUCAAAGCGUGAACAGUCCAUUGGUUCGUUGUGUCACCAGAGAAAAAUUUUCAAACGAAGGCAAUCACUGGUGUCGAACGUCGGACGUGAUAGAUGAGACGAAUCAGAUGCUGAUGCUCGAAGAUCGACCGCUGUCUUCGACGAGAGGCACAGAUCCAGUUCAAAUUCAACCUCAGAGAAUUCGCUUGACACUCAGACGAGGAAAGUAUAACGUUUAGCAUCAACGAUCAAGUUAUUUCUCUAGGAUAGAAAUUUGAUUCCAAUCGAUACGUCUGGUCGAAUUUUACAGGCGAGAAAUAUCGAUUGACUUUAAAAUAUAGCCAGGCAGAGGGCUAUCCGGUCGAUCUGUAUUAUCUGAUGGACUUAUCGGCAUCGAUGGAAGAUUCUAGGAAUUUGUUGUCAGAAUUGGGACACGAAUUGGCAGAUGCUAUGCGAAACUUGACUUCGAACUUUCGACUAGGAUUCGGUAGUUUCGUGGACAAAGUUGUAUUGCCUAUGACUAGUACGCAACCGGAGAAGUUAAAAUCGCCGUGUACUUUGAAAACAGGAAAGCCAUGCGCAGCGCCGUACGAUUAUAAGAAUCAAAUGCCUCUUAGCGAGAACAUUGAUCUUUUCAAAACUCGCGUACGAGAAGCACCGGUGUCUGGUAACUUGGACGCGCCCGAGGGUGGUCUCGAUGCGAUGAUGCAAGCGAUGGUUUGCACCAAGGAAAUUGGCUGGCGACAGGAUGCUCGACAUCUCAUUGUUUUCUCGACAGACGCCAGUUUCCAUGCCGCUGGAGAUGGUAGACUGGCAGGAAUUAUCGAACCCAACGAUUGUCUCUGUCAUUUGGACGAGAAAGGGUUCUACACGCACUCGCUUCUCCAAGAUUAUCCGUCCAUAUCUCAAAUCAACAAAAUAGCUCGCGAGCGCAAUAUUAACAUCAUAUUUGCGGUGAAAAGCGAUAGGAGAAAGACGUAUGAAUUGUUGAGCGAAAGCAUCGGUGGCUCCUCUAUCGAAACGAUACGGAACAACUCUAAAAGCAUAGUCGACCUUAUCAGAGGAGAAUACGAGAAACUGGUCAAUUCCAUAACAAUGACGGAUAAUGCGCCGAAAAUGAUCGACGUGAAAUACUAUUCUCGAUGUUUGGAGGAGAACGUCGAAUUGAAAGAGCGACAAAAAUGCGGGGGAUUACGAAUGGGGAAUGUCGUCGAAUUCGAAGUAACAUUACAGGCGACCGAAUGUCCAGCGAAUUCCAGCGAAUGGCAGACAAGUAUGCAGAUAAAGCCGAGAGGUAUAGACGAGAGUUUGACGAUCGAGCUGAGCAUUAUCUGCGAUUGUCCUUGUGGACAUCCAGGACAUCCGGGAUACGUGGCAGCUUCGGAAGAUUGCAGAGGAAACGGUACUUUGGUUUGCGGUGUAUGCUCUUGCAACGAGGGCUUUUACGGGAAGCAGUGUGAAUGCGAAGGGAACGAUGCCGGCGCUGAGAGCGUAGCUGCCAUGGCCGACUGCAAGCCUAACAACGAGACCACUGAGAUUUGUAGCGGCCAUGGACACUGCAAGUGCGGCGUAUGCGAUUGCGCGAAGCGUCCUAAUCCGCAAGAAGUAUUUUAUGGCAAAUAUUGCGAGUGCGAUAACUUUUCUUGCAAACGCACCGAGGGAUUGGUUUGCGGCGGGCGAGGCAAGUGCGAGUGCGGGACUUGCAAUUGCUUGCCGGGAUGGGGCGGCGAGACGUGCGAUUGCAAAGAAACGAAUAGCACAUGCAUACCAAGCAACGGCGAAACCAUGGAGAUUUGCAGUGGACGCGGCGACUGCAUUUGCGGUAGCUGUCAUUGUCAUGAAAAAGACAACGUUCGAUAUUCUGGACAGUACUGCGAAGAAUGCCCCAUAUGUCCUGGACAAAGAUGCGAGGAACUGAAGAACUGCGUCGAAUGCAUGGCGUACGGAACCGGGCCUUUUGCCGAAGAUGGAAAGUGCGACGCGUGUCUGCAUCAGAUAGAUAUCGUAAACAAGGUCGUGGAGGAUCCAGAGAAGGAUCGAGAGACGGGAGCUCGUAUUUGUCGAACUCCAGGAGACGCUGGAUGCACGUUUGUUUUCAAGUACGAAUAUUACAGAGGUGGUAGCGGAGGGGAUAUCAAGAUAUUCAAGAUUCUCGCUGAGAAGGAGAGGGUAUGUCCUACUCCUGUCAACGUCCUCGGUGUCGCCGUGGGAUUGAUCGUUAGCACCGUAAUUAUCGGUUUCUUCGUUCUUCUCGCUUGGAAGAUAGUAACGACGAUACACGAUAAACGGGAAUACGCAAAAUUCGAGCGAGAACGAGCCCUGGCUAAAUGGGAUAGGGCCGACAAUCCGAUUUACAAACAAGCCACGUCGACGUUCAACAAUCCGACGUUCAACGAAAAUUCUAAGGAUUAAAUAAAAUUCAUUUUCGCGCGAAUUAUUUUCAACGAGAAGAAUUCGAUUGUAUCGAAAGGUAGUCGCUCCGAUAGGUAGCGCCACUGUAAUCGAAUCGAGGACGUCGACGCCAUGUUGGUUAAUUACUUUGUGAGAAGACAAUUUCUAGUCGUCGAGACGAAUGUUUAUUCUUCCAAUCCCGUGGAGAACAACCUCUGUCUAUACCUUUAUUCCUGCAUUCUUAUCCAGUAAGUGACGAUAUAUCCAUCUUUUCCUUACUUUUCGUUCUGAAAUCAUUCCCGAAUCUUGCUGGUACCUUGCGUCGCACCUUGUCGUAUCUAGAGCGUCGUAAGAAUUUUUGGCGGCAAUUAAUCUACGUCGAUGUUUAACGUAACGUAACGUACGAUAUUUCGCGAGGGGGGUCUACCAGGAAGUAAAACGAAUGCGAUCGGGACGGACGAGAAGACGAAGGUCGAUAAGCGAUCACUCGUAAAUCAGUUUUAAAUUUGAUCGGAGGAUUUUGCGUGGAGAUAGGUCCUGGCCUUUCGGACGAUUGUUUCGAAUAUCCUCUGGCCUCGUACUUUAUUGCUUGCUAUGCUCGAAGAAGGCAGCCUCGUAAGGAGCUCGUAAAUUCGUCACCAUAGUCGGCUCCUGCUGCAAAACCCUGCGGCGACUCGCUGUAUUUCCCACCAGAAACCUAAAGCUCCACUCACAUUGAAUCCGCCCAUACGACUUGAUUACUCGUCCCUGAUUACCUCCUUGGUCUCCAUUAUGUAUAGUGGCGCUCGUUUUACGGAUAAAGACGUGUCAAGGAAUGCGGAACAACACUUUCAAAGAUUUACUUUAUCAUCGUUAUUAAGCGUUACCGACGAUUGGCAAAUUUCGGGAGCUAAAUUAUUGUCGUCGUUACGUCGAGAUGUAGCGACGAAUAAAAAUGUAUUUACCAA